Diatraea saccharalis (sugarcane borer) is the source of this 459-nucleotide messenger RNA. Lineage: Eukaryota; Metazoa; Arthropoda; Insecta; Lepidoptera; Crambidae. The record is from the annotation of a GenBank genome assembly.
AUGUUGCAUGCUCGCCACCGGGGUCCAACAGAAGAAGAUCAUGAUCCUUGUGUGCCUGCUCAUACUGAGCCUGGUGGUGGUUGGCUACGUGUCCAGUAUGUUCAUGUGAGCGGGCCGAGGUCGCUCGUACAACGCACUAUGCUCAAAGGUUCUACCUCACCUUAUACGAGAGACGCUGAAAUGAAUUUUGCAAGUGAUCACUUGCGCCAAAAUAGAAUGGUGUUCAACGGAGUGUUUGUUUCGGAUGGGUGUAGCGUAGCUGUGUUAGCCUCGAUGCGAGGCCGUGUACCUGACACCAAUGUGCCGUCGCCAGCGGUGGAACGCCGCGUCGUCGGGCACACGUUCGCACAAUCACGCGCGAGCACGCGCCAAACGCUCGCCAAUGAAGAGGUUUGCUCGCGCAUACCAGAUAGUUGGCCGCAAACCUCUUUCUCGUCGAGAUGUAAAAUAAUUCGUUAG